AUGGAGGUUCUCACUCUGAUAUUGCAAAAACAGGUGUUGAUUUCUAAUGAUUUCAGCUUCCAUAGCAAGUGUGAAAAGCAACGAAUCAUUAACCUAUGUUUUGCAGAUGAUCUAUUUCUCUUUGCUAGAGGAGAUAAUAGAUCAGCUAAAACUAUAAUGGAAGCCUUGAAUAUGUUUAAGAAUAUGUUGGGGCUAGUCUCGAGCAUGGUGAAAAGUACAGUCUUCUUUAGUAAUGUUACGGAAGAGGUGAAACAAUGUAUUCUUGACAUAAUGCCAUUUGAGGAGGGGAGUCUUCCAGUUCGCUAUCUUGGAGUGCCUCUUCUAUCUACUCGGCUUCAGUAUAAAGAUUGCAAGCAGCUUGUUAAAAGAAUGAAGUCGAGGAUUACUGACUGGAAAACUAAGUGUUUGUCUUUUGCAGAAGACAGGAUGAAACAUUUUUUGUGGGCCCAAGGAGAUAGCAUCAAAGGGAAAGCUAAGGUAUGGAAAUCAGUUUGUCGUCCGAAAUGUGAAGGAGGCCUGGGAAUUCGAAGAGUGGGGGAUAUGAAUAAUGCGUUGAUGACUGUUCAUGUAUGGAGUGUGCUUACUCAUAGAGAAUCGUUAUGGGUAAAGUGGAUUCACUCUUACCGCCUUCGGAAUAGAUCCUUUUGGGAAAUACCAUUACGAGGUAAUAUGACAUGGAGUUGGAGGAAAAUGCUCAAUCUGCGACCGAUUAUUCGGAACCACAUUUGGACCGAGGUGGGCGAUGGGGCUGAUACGUCGGCCUGGGGAAUGGAGGUGUCGAGUGCUUGGGUUAAUCGGUUUCCAGUGUUAGCUAAUAUUCGUCAUAUAGUUUUGGAUGCAGCGCAACGUGAUAAGCUUAUAUGGAAAUCUAGCUCGGGAAGCCAAGUUGAAUUUAGCACAUCAGUGGUUUGGGAUGAUGUUCGUACCGGCCAGAAUAUGGUGCAAUGGGCUAAUAUUUGGAAUGGAGUUAAAGACUUAGCUGGUAUGGAAUCCAUGUGUAACAAGUGGGAUAGUAUCUACGAGCAUUUGGUGCGGGUAGGUAGCUCCAAGAAUGCGAGGCAUGUUAUUGGAAAACUUGUUGUGGGUGCGACGGCAUACUACGUAUGGCAAGAAAGAAACACGCGAUUGUUUUCAAUAAAAAAAAGGAGUGCAACUCGCCUUGUAGAGAUAUUCCUCGCUACAGUCAGGAUGAAACUUCACACUAUGCGGUUUAAGAGAACGAGUCAAGUGGAGAGGAUGUUACAAGACUGGAGCUUUCCGCGAGGGCUUGUUAUUGAAGACGAUGAUUGUGGUUAA
Molecule: messenger RNA, 1296 nt
Organism: Helianthus annuus (common sunflower)
Lineage: Eukaryota; Viridiplantae; Streptophyta; Magnoliopsida; Asterales; Asteraceae
Exons: 4
Coding region: 1-1296 (431 amino acids)
Source: RefSeq, a predicted model, not a curated record